AGAUGUACUAAUACACAACAAAUCACAGUCCUGCAGAGGGGCGCGCAAAUGAGUUCCUAUUUUGUGAAUCCCACUUUCCCUGGGAGCCUGCCCAGCGGCCAGGACUCCUUCUUGGGCCAGCUGCCCCUCUACCCGGCCGGCUAUGACGCGCUGAGGCCCUUCCCGGCCUCUUACGGGGCGUCGAGUCUUCCGGACAAGACAUACACCUCACCUUGUUUUUACCAACAGUCCAACUCGGUCUUGGCCUGCAACCGGGCAUCCUACGAGUACGGGGCCUCAUGUUUCUAUUCUGAUAAAGACCUCAGUGGCGCCUCACCCUCGGGCAAUAACAAGCAGAGGGGCCCCGGGGACUACCUGCACUUUUCUCCCGAGCAGCAGUACAAACCUGACGGCAGCGUGCAGGGCAAAGCCCUCCAUGAGGAAGGCACCGACCGGAAGUACACAAGCCCUGUUUACCCCUGGAUGCAGCGGAUGAAUUCCUGUGCGGGUGCCGUGUAUGGGAGUCACGGGCGCAGAGGCCGCCAGACCUACACGCGCUACCAGACACUGGAGCUUGAGAAGGAAUUCCACUUCAACCGCUACCUGACUCGGCGGCGCCGCAUCGAGAUCGCUAACGCGCUUUGCCUCACCGAGCGCCAGAUCAAGAUCUGGUUCCAGAAUCGGCGCAUGAAGUGGAAAAAGGAAAAUAAACUCAUCAACUCCACGCAGGCCAGCGGGGAAGACUCUGAGGCCAAAGCGGGCGAGUAGACUCCAGUGCAGGGACCAGGCCAGCGUUGUAACCUCUAUUGGCUUUGCCCCCUGGUGCCCUUGUCUGCUCCCCAAGUUUUAUUCCAGCCUGCUUCUCCCGCAGCUUAGGGAAAAGCGUCCAAACCUUUGCAAGCGGCUACGCAUUUACUUAUUACAGAAAACAAACAAACAAAACCCCACACACCCAACGUCAGCUGUGGGACAGACGCACUGUACACACAAACACACAGGUUUUCUCCCCAAGGCUGCCCAAGCCAGCUUGCGAGGCCCGCGAUGCACCCAGAAUUGGCCCUGCUGCUGUGUUAGCGCCUCUGCGCUCUGUGAGCCACAGACGCGGGGUUGUGGGGGAAGAAGGAGCCCCAGGCAGUGCCCUGUUUGGUGCCUGGGCUUUUCCGCCUUGGUCCCUCGCCAUCAAAUUCUAAAGGGCAUCGCCAAAUCGGCUCUGGCUACUGAAAAGAAAGGGUCUACGAGCUGGGCCCCAGCCCUGUCCCGGCCUCUCAGGAUGCCCCUAAUCAAGAAGCCUGAGGAACAAAGAGGAACACCCCCCUUCCCCGACAGAACCAAAUCUCUCUAUCGGCGCGUAACCGUCAGUGGGAGAGUAGCAGCCUCAGCCGAGGCAAGCCAACCUGGGUUUACAGCUUGGGAGCGACUAGGCUCCCGCAGGCUCCCAGCUCCCGAUUUCCACUCUCAGCCUCAUACAGCUCGGACGCAAUCCACCUCGCAGCUUUCAGGACCCAAAGAGGGGGCCCAAGACCAUGAGAGCCGCAAGAGUCCUGGCUUCCAAACGUGCCAGGGACGCCUGAGAUGCCAGGCCUCUAGUAGAGAGAGUCUGCUCUCUUCUCAGCUACAUUUGUGAUUUACUUUCGUCUUUCGGAGCCCAGGAAAAUAACUACGGUGAUACUAGACACAGCCACGAAAUGAUUCCAUUAGUUCCCGCAAUUUAUUCCCAGUGGUCUAAGCGAGAUCCCAAUAGCUCUACCCACCGAUCCCAGCUUCCAAGCAGCCUCGGAGGCCGUUUGGGUAUCAGGGCCCAAUCUCUGGGUUCACCAAGAACCCUGCUACCUGGGGCCGGGCUGAUCAGAGGAACCGGACCAGGGAUGAAGAUCUUCCAGGCUGGAUAAAUAAACAAAUCAGAUAGCAAACUAAUGGCACGAAAAACAUAUUUGCACGGAGGAAAAAAAUGAUUCUGGUUAUACGAGUGUAUGGAAUUUGACCUCGCCUCGGAGAAACACUACACAAAAGCUGUCUUUAAUAGACGCCUGUGGUUUAAGAGCGGCAGGGGCACUGUCCUUCAUGCGUUCACAAAAACAGAGCCGUAAUUGUGGCUGCUGCUGUGGGCAGGAUUUAUUUCUUCAAUUGGCUAAAUCGUCUUCCCUUCCUCGAAGGUGAUAUCUGUGUUUUCAAAAUUCACAGCUGCCGGCCGGGCUGGCAAACCGACCCCAACCUCUACACAAAAAUAAGAGGGGAUACAAAGCCGGGGAAAUAAAGUUGUUGUAAAUAAUUCUAA
Messenger RNA from Mus musculus (house mouse), 2254 nucleotides. RefSeq names its product homeobox A6 (gene Hoxa6). The transcript has 2 exons. Gene Ontology annotation, molecular function: DNA-binding transcription factor activity; sequence-specific double-stranded DNA binding; DNA-binding transcription factor activity, RNA polymerase II-specific. The coding region runs from base 49 to 747 and encodes 232 amino acids. NCBI's taxonomy places the organism in Eukaryota, Metazoa, Chordata, Mammalia, Rodentia, Muridae. The record is from RefSeq and is marked validated. Gene Ontology annotation, biological process: embryonic skeletal system development; regulation of DNA-templated transcription; anterior/posterior pattern specification. Gene Ontology annotation, cellular component: nucleoplasm; nucleus; nuclear speck.